GGAACUGCUUACUCCAGAGGGCAGCUGGAGCGGGCAACGAGGCGGCGGCCCUCUUCUUGGCGGCCAGCGGAGCCCCCGUGAAUCACAGGAACCGAUGGGGAGAGACCCCGCUGCACACGGCCUGCCGGCACGGCCUGUCCACCCUGACGGCCGAGCUCCUGCAGCAGGGCGCCAACCCCAACCUCCAGACCCAUGAGGCGCCGGCCGACGGCGUCUCCCUGCAGACCCCCCUGCACAUGGCCAUCGCGGCCAACCACGCCGACGUCGUGUCUGUCAUCCUGGAGCAGAAAGCCAACGCCCUCCACGCCGUCGGCUCGCUGCAGAUCAUCCCGGACUUCAGCCUCAAGGACUCCAGGGACCAGACCGUGCUGGGGCUGGCGCUGUGGACGG
This is a messenger RNA of Gracilinanus agilis (Agile Gracile Mouse Opossum), 390 nucleotides long. Its product is annotated as rabankyrin-5-like. Gene Ontology annotation, molecular function: protein binding. The record is from RefSeq and is a predicted model, not a curated record. NCBI's taxonomy places the organism in Eukaryota, Metazoa, Chordata, Mammalia, Didelphimorphia, Didelphidae. The annotation marks the transcript as partial. The transcript is spliced from 3 exons.